Messenger RNA from Staurois parvus, 422 nucleotides. Lineage: Eukaryota; Metazoa; Chordata; Amphibia; Anura; Ranidae. The record is from the annotation of a GenBank genome assembly.
CAGUACAAAUGCAAUGAUUUUAGUAAAUAUAAACUGCUAAAUACCUUUUCUCCUCAGCAGUUGGGGCAGUCUUGUGGCUUCUAUCAGUGUCCAGCUGAGCACUGGUUAAAGCUUGUAGGCCCUGACCUCUGUCUGGACAGUGUUGAUUGGCCCUGUGCUGAUCACAUGCACUCUCCCAAGAACAAAAAAAACCUCUCUAGCAAUACACACCAAAGUGAGCCUGAGCAGAGUGACUCCAAACCUCUGUUCUAUCAGGAGAUAUUUAGGGAACAAUGAAAGAAAAGGAGAAUCAGAGAAGUCAGGAUCAAACAUCCUUUUUACACAAUGCAGAGGAUUAACCACUUAGAUUCCACAGGGAGUAUAACAAGCAUGCUUUACUACAUAUACAGACUGAUUUUACUGUUGUGGGUUUAGUAACACUU